Molecule: messenger RNA, 1249 nt
Organism: Linderina pennispora
Lineage: Eukaryota; Fungi; Kickxellomycota; Kickxellomycetes; Kickxellales; Kickxellaceae
Product: Ssl1-domain-containing protein
Exons: 1
Coding region: 4-1212 (402 amino acids)
Biological process (GO): nucleotide-excision repair; regulation of transcription by RNA polymerase II; DNA-templated transcription
Cellular component (GO): transcription factor TFIIH core complex; transcription factor TFIIH holo complex
Molecular function (GO): zinc ion binding
Source: RefSeq, a predicted model, not a curated record
CCGAUGGCAAAAGAAGUUGAAGACGAAGACUACAUCGAUAUCGACGAUACCGGACCUGAGGGUCUGAAGGGUGCCGAUGGCGGGUACGCCUGGGAAGAGGAAUACAAGCGCUCCUGGGAUGUAAUCCAAGAAGACGAGUCAGGCAGUCUACAAAGUGCAGUCCAGGGGAUCCAAGAGCAGCUGAAGCGAAAGCGGCGUUUGCGCGACACCACAGCAAUCCAGCGCGGCAUCAUCCGGCACGUAAUCCUGGUAAUUGACGGGUCAGAAAACAUGGGCACUCGCGACAUGCGGCCGACACGGAUCGCCGCAACCCUGCAAAUUCUCGAGUCCUUUGUCAACGAGUACUUCGACCAGAAUCCAAUUUCACAGCUGGCAAUUAUCUCGACCAAGGAUGGGCUGGCAGAAAAGCUGACGGACCUGAGCGGCAACCCGCUUGACCAUGUUAACGCGCUGCGCGAUAAGAGCAACAAGGAUUUGGCAGGCGAGCCGUCGUUGCAGAAUGCCCUUGAGUUGGCCAUGCAUACGCUGCGGAGAGCACCUACCCAUGGGUCACGCGAGAUUGUGUGCAUUUUUGGGUCGCUCACUACAUGCGAUCCGGGUGAUAUCAAGCAGACGCAGGCGGCACUGAAGCAUGCCGAGGUGCGCGUGUCGAUGGUGCAGCUGGCAGCCGAAGUUCAGGUGUUUAAGCGCAUUUGCCAAGAAACCAACGGGCUGUUCGCAGUCGCCGACGACGAAAUCCAUUUGAAGGAUAUGCUGUUUGAGUGCAUUCCGCCGCCACCUGUUGUCAGCGCCAAGGCUACGUCUGAUAUGAUCCAGAUGGGCUUCCCGAUCCGUGCCAGCAAUGCGCAAGUGCCGACCCCCUGCGUCUGCCACCAUGAGCUGUCGUUCUCUGGCUACAUCUGCCCGCGGUGUCGCUCCAAAGUGUGUUCGUUGCCCACUGACUGCGAUGUGUGCGGGCUACCACUCGUGUCAGCGCCGCAUCUGGCACGCUCGUACCACCACCUGUUCCCAGAGGAAAAUUACAGGGAGAUUGACGUGGAGGUACAUAGUGGUGCGGAGCAUUCAGGGGCAGGGCUUGUAUGCUUUGGCUGCGAGGGAGAGGUGAAGGGCGCUGCUGCGCGGUAUCAGUGCCCCAGGUGCAGAAAGGAAUUUUGUCUGGAGUGCGAUGUUUUCAUUCAUGAGACGCUUCAUAAUUGCCCCGGGUGCGUAUAGGAGUGAGAAAACAGCUAUUAUCCAAUAUAUGCGUGGG